AUGGUGUCUCCGGCGAUUGCCCUGGCUUUCCUCCCCUUCAUUGUCACCCUGCUGAUCCGGUACCGGCACUACCUGGUGCUGCUGUACCGGGCGGUGCUGGUGGCCUGGCUGCGGGACCGGCUGACGGGCACCUCACGGGAGCAGCGCGCCUUCCAGUACCUGCUGGCCCACGCCAUCCCUGGGGACCCCCACCACAUCCUCCAGACCUUCGAUCAGUGGUGCUACCACUGUGAGCACCUCAGCUGUGCACGUGCCGUGUCAGGGCGGAUCGUGGAGCGGGUGCUGUUGGAGCGGGCACCGCUGCGGGUGCUGGAGCUGGGCACGUACUGUGGCUAUGGCACCGUCCUGCUGGCACAGGGGCUGCCCCCAGGUGCCCGCCUCUACACCAUCGAGGGGGAUCCCCGACACGCUGCCGUGGCCGAGAAGGUCAUCCGCCUGGCUGGCUUCAGUGAGCAAACGGUGGAGCUGAUCGUGGGCCCCUCGGAGGAGGUGAUACCACGCCUGCGGGAGAAGCACGGCCUGGUGAAUGCCAACUUGGUCUUCAUGGACCACUGGAAACGCUGCUACCUGCGGGAUCUACGGCUGCUGGAAAGCCACCAGCUGCUGGCUGAGGGGGCCACCAUCCUGGCUGAUAAUGUCCUCUUCCCUGGAGCACCUCACUUCCUGCAGUACGCCAAGACCUGCGGCAAAUACCACUGCAAGGUGCACCGUGCCAGCCUGGAGUACUUCCGCGCCAUUCCUGAUGGCAUCGCCGAGCUCCGCUACACCGGCACCCACUGA
Messenger RNA from Taeniopygia guttata (zebra finch), 780 nucleotides. RefSeq names its product transmembrane O-methyltransferase (gene TOMT). The record is from RefSeq and is marked inferred. Gene Ontology annotation, molecular function: catechol O-methyltransferase activity. Lineage: Eukaryota; Metazoa; Chordata; Aves; Passeriformes; Estrildidae. Gene Ontology annotation, biological process: dopamine metabolic process; developmental process; catecholamine catabolic process.